CUGUAAUUUAAGUAUUAUGCCAAAAUUUCCUAAGGUUGAAGAAAAUACAUUAACUAUUGAUACUGCCACAGUAGAUCAAGAUAUUACCAAUACAUUAGUGAAGUCACCACUUUCUUCUCCUCGUAUUACUAGAAAGGCAGCAGCAGCUCUAGCUAUGGCCGAAUUAGAACUUAGCAUUCUAUUUAAAUUUAUCAAGUCUUACAAUGGCGACAGGGAAACUCUAAAUUCAUUCUUAGUAAACUGUGAUAACGCUUUUGAUUUAGCUACAGAAUCUCAAAAACCUAUCCUAUUUAAAUUUAUUCUUAGCCAAUUGAACGGGAAAGCGGAGGUUGCUUGUUCUAUUAAAGAUUUUACAUCAUGGGAACAACUCAAGGAAUUCCUAAAAACCCAAUUCAGUGAACGUAAGCACUAUUCGCACCUCCUCACUGAACUCCAAGAGAGCAAGCAAGGCCCGCAAGAUAAUGUAAGCCAAUAUGCCCUUCGCGUAGAGACCUACCUCUCACAAUUGUUGACCGAAAUAUCCUUGUCCAAUACUAAAGUAAAAGAAUUACCUGGCCGCACUGCAGCCAUGGAGGAUUUAGCUCUCCAUCAUUUCCUUAUGGGGCUUCACCCCCGAAUUUCAAACAUUGUGAGAUGCAGAUCUCCUAAAACAUUGAAUGAAGCUAUCAAUUUUGCCGUUUCCGAAGAGCGAAUUCAACAAACACUGUACAGACGCCCACAACCAGAAUCAAAACCUAAUAACAGUAAUGCCAACAAAUUUAAACCAACACAUUAUAAAUCAAGUAAUACAUCCCCAUCUUCAUACAAACCUUUUAACCCUGCAUCGCAAGCAAGCUCUAGCCUAUUUUGCCGAUACUGUAAAAUUCCCGGUCACGAUAUCUCCAUGUGUAAGAAACGCGAAUAUAAUAACAAUCGUUUCAAAAUCCCACAAAAUCCUAUAUCUAGCCAAAAUCCUUAUGGGGCAUCCCCACGUAAACUUCCUCGAAAACCAACCUAA
Molecule: messenger RNA, 997 nt
Organism: Galleria mellonella (greater wax moth)
Lineage: Eukaryota; Metazoa; Arthropoda; Insecta; Lepidoptera; Pyralidae
Exons: 1
Coding region: 17-997 (326 amino acids)
Source: RefSeq, a predicted model, not a curated record